GCGCAAACGAACUCGCGUGCAUAAAAUGUCCUCGGCCGCCUCUGGUGAGGCGAAGGACCGAGCGGACGCAUCGACGCCAGAGUGCACGUCUGCGCCUCCGCCGACCGAGACGGCCUCCGCCACCGCCGUAUCACGCAACGGCGGCAUCACGCAGGGCAUUCUCGAGCGGCUGAAGCCGUUUCUCUCGGAGCAGCACAUCGAGGUGGAAGCCCGGCUCUGCCACUUCAGCGCUCCCCAGCUGCCCUCACCAAGUACGGGGUCUGACACCGCCGCCCCAGCCCUUCACAUCUUGAGCGGUUCCAACGGACGUAUCGAGGUGGGCGUGAGUGCAGAUGAUUUUGAGCGCAUGCGGACUUUUGUAGAAGCCGCAAAGAAACUGCCCACGCAGCACACCAAGACGGAGGACGUCAUCACGCGCUCGGGGCGCUACACCUACGCGAUGGCGGAGGACGGGUCGGAGAGGUUUGUGGGCUGCAUUAGCAAGAAGCGGUUGUGCAACGUGGAGGUGCACGUCCCGGGCUGCCCCUACGAUAUUCGGCUGUCCGUCAGCACGGAGGUCCCGCGGGAGAGGCGGGAGGCGCCGGCAGUGAAGCCGAAGGGGUUUGUGCGGCAGAAGAGUCGGUGGACGGCGACGGAGGGCACGUACGAGUACGCGUUUACCCGCGUGGGUGGUCCUGCCGACAAGAAGGCCACCUUUGAGGUCGAGAUCGAAGGCGUCCAUGCGAAUGCGCAGGAGGGCGUGACGGUGGCGUGGCUGGAGGAGCUGAUGGACCGGCUUUUGGCGAUGGCGCGACUGGCGGGCAAUACCGGCUUGCCGAGAAACACCGCGCGCACCCCAGGAGAGAAGCGGCAGCGGUAG
This is a messenger RNA of Leptomonas pyrrhocoris, 859 nucleotides long. RefSeq names its product RNA triphosphatase putative (CET1). NCBI's taxonomy places the organism in Eukaryota, Euglenozoa, Kinetoplastea, Trypanosomatida, Trypanosomatidae. The coding region runs from base 26 to 859 and encodes 277 amino acids. The record is from RefSeq and is a predicted model, not a curated record. Gene Ontology annotation, molecular function: polynucleotide 5'-phosphatase activity. The transcript has a single exon.